Messenger RNA from Drosophila eugracilis, 1077 nucleotides. RefSeq names its product jacalin-related lectin 34. Lineage: Eukaryota; Metazoa; Arthropoda; Insecta; Diptera; Drosophilidae. The record is from RefSeq and is a predicted model, not a curated record. Bases 57 to 980 code for a protein of 307 amino acids. The transcript has a single exon.
UCGACAUCAUUCUGACUUCCGACUUCAGAGCUCCAACUAGAAUAGCAAUCAGCAAGAUGCGCGCCUUCAUCGUCCUGUGCCUCGUGGCCAUCGCCUCCGCCGACAAGCUCGGCUACAACUACAAGCCCGUCGGCCACUCCAGCUCCGGACUGUCCUUCGCUCCUGGCAGCGGUUCCCUGAGCCUGGGAGGCGGCGGUGGAUCCUUGGGCCUCGGCGGAGGUAGCGGAUCCUUGGGCCUGGGAGGCGGCAGCGGAUCUUUGGGCCUGGGUGGCGGCAGCGGAUCCUUGGGCCUGGGAGGCGGCAGCAACUUCGGAAGCUUGGACAGCGGACUUGGCGGUGGCUCUAUCGAUCUGGGAUCAUCUGGUCUCGGCUCCUCUGGACUUGGCUCCUCUGGACUUGGUUCCUCUGGUUUUGGAUCCAGCUUGGGAUCCGCUGGACUGAGCGCCCCAGUCUCCUACAACGCCCCCGCCCCCUCUGCUGAACUUGAGAAGGAGUUCUUCACCUUCACCGCCAACGAGGAGGACUUCGAUGAGCCCCAGGCUUUGGAACGCGUUGCCAGCUCCGUGAACAAGGGUCUGCGUGUGGUCUUCAUCAAGGGACCCGAGAACCGUGGUCUGGAGAACGCUGCUCUGGCUCUGGCCAAGCAGGCUGCCCAGCAGGAGACCGCCAUCUAUGUCCUGAACAAGCAGGCCGACAUCGGAGACCUUGCCCAGAAGUUGAACGCCAUCCGCAGCAACUCGAACAACAAGCCUGAGGUGCACUUCGUCAAGUACAGGACUCCUGAGGAUGCUGCCAAUGCCCAGCGUGCCAUCCAGUCGCAGUACGACCAGUUGGGAGGAUCCAGCCAGGCCAUUAACGGUGGUGUUGCCAACGCCCUGAACUUCGCCUCCGCCGGACCAGUGCGUCAGGCUACCGCCCAGAUCCCCGAGAACUCGUACCUGCCCUCGUCGGUGCUCCGUCGCCUGCGUUAUCGCCACUAAGAAGUGCCAUAGCUUUUAGCUGAACCAUUUGUUGACUUUUGUGUUAUCUAUUGAUUUGUCGAACGAACCCCUCAAAUACAAUUCUUCUUUUACUUUA